This is a messenger RNA of Suillus fuscotomentosus, 486 nucleotides long. RefSeq lists its product as uncharacterized. Bases 71 to 310 code for a protein of 79 amino acids. The record is from RefSeq and is a predicted model, not a curated record. The transcript has 5 exons. Lineage: Eukaryota; Fungi; Basidiomycota; Agaricomycetes; Boletales; Suillaceae.
ACGAAAACCUUUCCUAUAUAUUACGAUAUAUAACGAUAUAUGACGAUAUCUUCUUCUCACAGGUUCUCUGAUGGUAUACAUCCCUGUUUCUGUCAGUCAUAUUAAUCUGUUGUUACUACUGGUCGCACUUUGCUUGGGAGUACUGCUAGGCGCUAUGCACAGCGUACAGAUUCGACCAAUGUACUACAUCAGCGCCUCAAAAUUUGAACCGGACCAAGCAAGGCGCCUACCACUACAGCAUGUAAAACUGACCCAAAUAGCACCUCUCUUCAUCACCUUCAACCCGUAUCUCCUUCCCCUCGAUGACUGAGUCAUGUCACCCGAAGAGGCCGAGUCGAGCACGUCAACGGGACGGGGAGAAGCGCCAUUGCACUCACCGAAAUAUCGUACGAGCGCGAAAGAUCCACCACUAUAUGGUGCACAGCACCGCCAGGAUGCACUUUGGGAAGGUGGGAAUGAAACGCUUCCUCCGAUGUGGCAACAAUU